This is a messenger RNA of Mercurialis annua (annual mercury), 1557 nucleotides long. RefSeq lists its product as uncharacterized. The transcript is spliced from 7 exons. The coding region runs from base 1 to 1557 and encodes 518 amino acids. The record is from RefSeq and is a predicted model, not a curated record. Lineage: Eukaryota; Viridiplantae; Streptophyta; Magnoliopsida; Malpighiales; Euphorbiaceae.
AUGCGCCUUAAGCUAACUAAAUUUGACGGGUCUGUAGAUGCUCUUGACUUCCUGGAGGAAGUGGAACGUAACGCUCGACGUCUACAAGCUAACGGGAGACAGACCAUUAUUCUAGUGGAAAUGUCAAUAGAGCACCAAUAUAGUCAUACGUUGGGCGUUACUCAAGACCGACACAACGUCAGCGAGAACGCAAAAGGGCUCGACAUGGAUCUCGAGCUAGUGCGUCCGGCACAGGGUUUGGGUCAUUUUGCUAGGGAUUGUCCACGACAGAUGCCUCAAGGCUCAAUGACUAAUGUAGUGCAACCUUCCUAUCAUCAGCAGAGAACUGCACAUCAGGCAGCGUCAAGGUACGAUCAGACGGGAAGCACAUUUAAUGGCCAGAUAGGCUGUGGUUAUGGGAAUCGAGGAGGAAGGGAUGGUGGAGGUCGUGGUACUGGUAAGACUUCACAGGCUGGUGGAAGUCAGGCCAGGAUUUUUGCAUUAAAUCCUCAGGAGGCUCAGGCUUCCAAUGCAUUUGUGCAAGGACUAGAUUUGCUUGUGGACUUGAGCUUACUUGAGGUAUUAGUUUUUGACGUCAUACUAGGAAUGGAUUGGCUAGCUCAGCACUAUGCCAAUGUAGAUUUUCCGAAGAAGACGGGUGAUAAGACAAAAUCUUCUAUGAAUAUCGUUUCAGCUAUCAAAGCUUAUCGUAAGUUAAGGAAAGGAUGCCAAGGAUUCCUAGCCAUAGUACAAGAUGUGAAGAAGAAACACGUAGAAUUAAGCGAUGUAUCGGUGGUAUCGGAAUAUCCAGAUUUGUUUCCAGAGGAAUUACCUGGACUACCCCGAGAUCGCGAGAUAGAAUUAUGUAUCAUAUCGAGUGUAUCCCCGUGGGGUGCUCCAGUGUUGUUCAUGAAAAACGAAAGAUGGAUCGCUCCGACUCUGUCAGGCUACCAUAAGCUAAAAAUUCGCGAUGACGACAUUUGGAAAACUGCUUUUCGGACUCGAUACAGACAUUACGAGUUCCUCGUUAUGUCAUUCAGACUGACUAAUGCACCAACAGCUUUCAUGGAUUUGAUGAAUGGAGUGUUCAAGCCAUUCUUGGAUCAGUUUGUGAUCGUAUUCAUGGAUAAUAUUAUGAUCUAUUCAUGUACGGAAGAAGAGCAUGCACAUCAUUUGCGAUUAGUACUUCAAACACUGAGAGAGCAUCAGCUUUAUGCCAAAUUCUCUAAGUGUGAAAUUUGGCUGACGAAAGUAGCUUUCUUGGGUCAUGUGGUAUCUCAAAGUGGUAUUAAAGUUGACCCAAAGAAGAUCGAAGCCGUGAUGAAAUGGAAAUAUCCUAAUUCAGUUACCGAAGUUCAAAGUUCCCUCAGUUUAGCGGGAUACUAUAGAAGAUUUGUACAGGACUUUUCAAAGAUCGUUGUACCUUUGAAAAAGUUAACUCGGAAGAACGCUAGAUUCAACUGGACAGACCAGUGUGAAGUCAAUUUUCUUAAAUUGAAGGAAUGCUUGACCACAGCACCAGUUCUAGCAGUACAACAGGGAACGAAAGGGUUCACAGUUUACUGUGAUGGAUCAUGA